Messenger RNA from Coniosporium apollinis CBS 100218, 1623 nucleotides. RefSeq lists its product as uncharacterized. NCBI's taxonomy places the organism in Eukaryota, Fungi, Ascomycota, Dothideomycetes. The coding region runs from base 1 to 1623 and encodes 540 amino acids. The record is from RefSeq and is a predicted model, not a curated record. The transcript is spliced from 3 exons.
AUGUCGGGGCGCUCCUUCGAGCGUGCGGCUUUGCGGCUCUACGCAAAGGGUAGGCUAGCCAACGCCCUGAAGCCCAUCUCCACGGUCCAUGAAAGGGUUGAAGCAAUACAAAAGAUCGAGGGAAGUGACAGCGCAGGGCAAACCGAGCGCACUACGGACCCUGAAUUUCUCAAAUGGGCUACCGAGCAGCUCAAAGAAGUGUUGGCGAAUCCUGAGCAGGUCCACAAGCAGGAUGGUGUUGCACUGGCGGAUCUCAUGAGGUGGGAGCACAGCGAUGACUCUUUGUUCGAGAGUAUGGUCGUGAUGGCAAAGAAGUACGCCUCAAACACGCCGUUCGUCGUCUCGUUACUGGCUACUAUGCCAAGAGCAGAUGACACCCACAAAGGAGCAUGGAGGGACAUCCUGUCGGAAAUGCUCCAGAUGUUCAGCCUUUGUCACGAGCCGGAGCCCGAACCGGCACCAGAAUCGGCACCUAGAUCUAACAUUGGAUUGGGCUACGGCUCUCGCGGGGUUGUACUGAGCGAAGGCACUUGGGGGGUCGCGUAUCCCAGUCGUCUUGCAAUGGCCACGUACCCAUCGAUUUAUGGCGUUCACGCACCAGCUAAACCUCGUAAAGCACCGUUCGAUCCGAAAGCCAUGGCGGAGCUGUUACGGGAUUGCCUUUCAGAGAAUUUCGAACCCGAAGCGAAGACCAUACUGGACAAGGUGGUCUCUGACGCGGACCGCAUUAACACUAGUGACUUCCACACAAUGUUACUUCCCUUUCUGAAGGAGGUAGUCCUUGUUUUACGAGCGCAGAGUGUUCCUCUGACGGACUCUCGCUUCCAGGCUCUCUAUCAAUCCGUGAUCAAUUCAUACAUCAUGCGGUACGUUGGCAUGGAGCCUGCUCCGCCUCCAAAUUGGACCCGUCCUCCAGCAGGCUGUGGCUGCGCGGAUUGCGCCCGGCUCGAUGAGUUCCUUGUGAGUCCCACGGAAUCAGUUGGCCGCUUCUCAAUGGCGGAAAAAAGGCGCAAACAUCUGCACUACCAGCUUGAGAGCCAGCGUGGCGAUUACACCCAGGAUACUGAGCGCACACGCAGUCCUUACACGCUAGUCGUGACGAAGACGAACAAAAGUUACAACGACGCAUUGCAUAAGUGGCAGGCGAGGAGAGAGGAGGCUCGUUCUGACAUUAGGGCAAUAGGGGAUAAGAACCUGAGAGCGUUGCUGGGAGAUCGAUACGCAGAGUUGACACAGUUUACUGCAGUCACCUUGCCCGAAGCCGCAAGGGUGCUGCCUACGACUCGGACGCUACCUCCGCUACCAUCUGUAAACAGGGCGCACAACACACGACCGGCCAAGCGGCAGAGAUUGGAUCAUGGUUACCGUCCGGGGCCUCCGCGUCCCGGGCAACCUUACAGUCAACCGUGGGGACGAGCAGCACAAGGUCCUUCUAGCACAUAUAGACCAUCAGGAGCUGCGGCAGCGCAGCCGUUGGCGCCUACUUCGGGCAACCAAAUUCCCCCUAUGGCGGAUGUAUCGAGGCCUACUGGUUUACACCCUGGGUCGACGACGCAGAGCGUCAAUCCUAUCAGAAAGAGAAAGGCGAUCCCCGAACUCGUCGACCUUACCGGCGAGGAUUGA